CGACGACUGUGGUCUUUGGCUGGAAAUCGAACCUGCGGGUGCUAAUCACCCGGCCACAACUUGUAGUACCGCAUCGGGAUUCUCAGUGGAAUGGCGAACAUCUCGAGGCUUUCGGUGUCAUCGUUGUUGCUGCUGUUGUUGGCAGCCGCGAAUCAAGCAGCAAAUGUGUACGAUAAUUGUUCGGAUGGAGCUGGUGUGCGCGGAAUUUGCGUCCCGUUGAAGUCUUGCGAUCCGAUUUCUGCCCUGCUAAGGCGCGGUGGUUUCACCAACGAUGAACGAGAGUAUUUGGUCAAGUCAAACUGCGGCACGAACGAGGAUGGACGGAUGGUUUGUUGCCCGUUGCCGAGGAUGUUGAAGGCUCGCUUUUCGUCACCGGCCUCCCUGCCCCCGGUUGGGGUGUGUGGAAAGGCCACCGGUGAUAGGAUCGUCGGAGGAGAUAUUGCCCAGCUGGAUGACUAUCCGUGGCUGGCGAGGAUCCAGUACUAUAAGCCCAACAGACGCUUUGGAUUCCACUGUGGAGGAGUACUGAUCAACGAGCGUUACGUUCUCUCCGCUGCGCACUGUAUUCAAAGCGUUCCAUCGUCCUGGACCCUCUACAAGAUCCGUUUGGGUGAGUACGACACCGUUACCGACACGGAUUGCAGCUUCUAUGAUGAGAAGGAUUGUGCCGAUACGCAGAAAGACUAUCUAAUUGCAUCGUUCUACAUCCACGAGGACUACUUCCAGGAGAACGGUGCUGACUACAACGACAUCGCGCUGAUUCGUCUGGCUGUCCCGGUUACCUUCACUCCGUUUAUCCAGCCAAUCUGUCUACCAACCACCCAGGAUCAGCAGAAAGCGGCUACGGCUCCGGCCAGGAUGAUUGUAGCCGGAUGGGGUCAAACGGAGACCAAGAGCGCUAGUCAAUACAAGAUGUACCUAGAUAUUCCGGGGUGGAGCAACGAUCAGUGCAAGGAAGCAUUCUCUUCGGUUAGCGUGGACAUCAUUGAUACUCAACUGUGCGCCGGAGGCGAGAAAGGAAAGGACUCCUGUCGAGGGGACUCGGGUGGACCACUGAUGAAGCUGGAACAAUUAGGUGGACAAUCGGCUUGGUUCCUGAAGGGCAUCGUGAGCUUCGGGACGGAGAAAUGUGGAACGGAGAACGUACCUGGAGUGUAUACUAGAAUUAGCGAGUUCAUGGAUUGGAUUCUGGAAAAUAUAGAUGAGUAGACGGCUGG
Molecule: messenger RNA, 1217 nt
Organism: Ochlerotatus camptorhynchus
Lineage: Eukaryota; Metazoa; Arthropoda; Insecta; Diptera; Culicidae
Product: CLIP domain-containing serine protease B4-like
Exons: 4
Coding region: 91-1209 (372 amino acids)
Biological process (GO): proteolysis
Molecular function (GO): serine-type endopeptidase activity
Source: RefSeq, a predicted model, not a curated record